Messenger RNA from Callorhinchus milii (elephant shark), 1888 nucleotides. RefSeq names its product proteasome (prosome, macropain) assembly chaperone 4 (gene psmg4). Bases 77 to 448 code for a protein of 123 amino acids. Gene Ontology annotation, biological process: proteasome assembly. The record is from RefSeq and is a predicted model, not a curated record. The transcript is spliced from 3 exons. NCBI's taxonomy places the organism in Eukaryota, Metazoa, Chordata, Chondrichthyes, Chimaeriformes, Callorhinchidae.
GGCGGGGAGUGGGGGAGUGUGGGUGUGAGGCGGUGUGUGAGGGGGAGGGAGGCACCAGCUGGAGGUACCGGUGAAGAUGGCCGCGGGAGAGCCGGGCCCCGCGGGGUUGGCGAUACACAACUUCAGCGCGAGACUGGCGGAGCAGACGGUGGUGCACUUCCACACCCUGAGCAUGAGGGACAGCUUCUUCCUGUGGGUGGGGGCCGCGCCCUCCCUGUGUAACCUGGCCGUGGCCAUGUGCAGCAGACUGAACCCUAUACCAGUGUCUACAUUAGUUCUUGGAGAUACCUCUGAUACCACAUCCAGUUCUCUAGCGCAACGAUUAGCUAAGAAGACGGGCAAACAGGUCUUUGUCAGCUACAACCUCCCAAACACCAGCAGCAACACAGCACUGGAGGUGGAAAACCGAAUCAAGCAAGAAAUGGAUGCUCAUCCAGAGAAAUUCUAAUUGUAACUAAUUAUUAUUUUGUACUUUUUUUUAAAAAAAUGACUUUUGGCAUAUUUAAUAAAGUGUUAAAAACUUUCCUUUAUAGGUGUUACAUGAAUUGGGAAUCAAAUACUGAUUUGAAGGUUUUGGAGAGAUCAUGGUAGAGCAAACUUUGCUGUUUACCCAAAAAUGUUGAGCAUUGUGAUGGAAAUGUUAUCUUCUGGAGGCUCGGGUGUGGGUGAGGAAGAUAGGGCAGCAGUAAUGCAAUAAUUGCUUUUGACCCUAGGGAGGCAACAAAUCACACCAGGGUAUGUCUGAUCACUAGCUAGUGCCCUGUGUGAAUGAACAUAUGUAGAAUAUAUGUUAAUCAUAGCCAAUUCAACCAUGCCUUUACCUGGCACAAUGUUGGGCAAGUUUCCUUACUCCAUACCUCUGUUUACCUAGCAGUGCAAAGAAAUUGGUCACUUCAAUCCACAACUGUUUGGCUGCUGUGUUUCACCCACAAAAUAUACAGUUAAUUCAUUUUGCAGUUUAAUGUGAAGUGCUUUGAGAUUUCUUGAAGAUGUGACAAGGCACUAUAUCAAAUUCAACAGUUAUUACAUUAUUAUUUCUCCUUUGCCCCCCCAUUUCUGGAUAGCAAUUGGGAGGAGAACUUCAGGCUGAAUUUGAGUUUUCCUCGUUUUGCAUUAGCAUAUCUCAGGUGAUGGAUGCACUUAUGGUUCUGCAGCAAGACUGACAGCAAGUGCAUAGUCCAAAGCAUCAUUUGUCUCACAUCAGUAUGAAGUAUAGAUGGUGAGACAGUUUUCUCUGGACAAUGUCACUGCAUGGUGUGCCAAUUGAGGCCUUCAGAAGCCUUCAUGGAGGUCUGCAUGUAUAUCAUGCAGUGACAUUGACUAAUGAGUCACUCCAUCCUAUAAAGGAGACUCCGACCCUGACCACCUCCAAAUGCACCGAGAAUUGCUCCCACAGAAUAUUCAUUCAUCAAUGAUCACCAUCUGUGAACCCAUGUUUCAAUGAACAAAAGUUAUGAUAUUCUCUGCUCAGAAGAUUCUUACAAUUGCUAUGAUCAAAUGCAAAUCAAAUACUUCACAUUUUAAAACUUCUUCCAACCAUUGCUAGUGGUUGGAUGAGGGAUGGGUUUGCUUUUGUUAAUGGUUUUACUGAUGGAAAAUUUAUAAUUUUACUUCCUCUAUCAAUCAGUAUGAAAUGAGGUAUUUUAUAGCCCACUUGCACUUCAUUUUGUUGAAGAGGAAAUUAGUCUCAUUCAGAGGAAACGGCAGUUUAAGCUUGUUGAAUUACCCAGUCCAUGCAGGUGCUACUUCUACACCCAAAUAUUGCAUGUGGUGUGGAAUAACUGUAAAUAUGCAGUAGAAUUCAGACUUCAAUGCUGUUUUGAUUAUGACAAAACUAGGUGGUGUAUGUCUAUGUACUUAAUGCAUUAAUAAAUGGACAGGUUACCUA